CGGCAGAUUCUCAGCAAGUCAAGCGAGCAAGGCGAAUAUGUCCGAUCAUCUUUCGCUUGACCUCGUGACCAACAUUCUCCUCCGGCUGCCGGUGGCCGCAAUUCUGCGGUGCCGCGCAAUCUGCAAACCCUGGCGGGCUCUGAUCGACAGCCCGAGGUUCAGCAAGCUCCAAAUCGACCACUCCUCCGCCACCACCGAAAACGCCGUCCUCUUCAUCCUGGAAAACGAUGGGCACGGCAAUGGCGACCUCCACAUCGCCCCGUACAUCGAAGGCCUCCGCCGAGAAACCUGUAUCGACGUCCGAAGCAACAAAUCUUCUUCACCCCAAAUUGGCGUCAAAAUUCCACAGGAGCGCGUAACCCUAAUCGGCUCAUGCGACGGGUUGCUCUGCUUCGACUACGACACCGACAAGGCCAUCAUAACGAAUCCGGCCACACGGAAGUCGCACGUCAUGUCAGCCAUGCCGAAACAUCUAUGCGGCGACGGGGAUGGCGUUUACCACUGCGGCUGCGGAUUCGGGUACGAUUCCGUCUCCGACGACUAUAAGGUUGUCAAGCUUAAUCAGAUGAUGUUGUUUAGUGCAAAAAAUGCUGAUUGUUUCCAAUCUGAACUGAUUAGUUAUGGGGUUAGGUCUGGUUCCAGCGUAGUUGUGAAAUUCCCUUAUAUCCUAGCUCUCACGGAGAAGGUAGGCGUGUUUGUUGGUGGAGCAAUUCAUUGGGUGGUUCACACCCCUGAUGUUAGCAACUUGAUUGUCGGUUUCGAUUUAGGGCGCAACGAAUGCAAGGAAAUCCCUCAGCCGGAGUAUCGAAACGAGAAGAAAUCGUUGCUCUUGAGAAUUGGUGAGCUGGAGAAGUGUCUGUGCAUCUUUGCCAAUUACCGGGGUAGGGUGCUCGAUGUCUGGAUCAUGAAAGAGUACGGUGUUAAGGAGUCAUGGAGUAAAAUGCUAUCCGUUCCACAUCCUGGAUUGUGCUACGAUAUUAGGGUUCGAUCUCUCGGGUACUCCAUGACCGGUCAGGAUUUGCUUCUGCUGUUGGAUUCCCAAAGGCUAGUUUGGUAUGACCUGAAGAAGAAUCCUCAGAAGGGUGAUGCUGCUAAAGAGAUCACCAUCAGUGGAUUGAAGGCGGUGUUCGUAGAUGCCAUUGUUUGCUUUGGAAGCCUGGUUUCGCCUCAUGGCAAGUUUCCAACCAAAGAGGAAGUGAAAAUUGACAGGCAAAGGAAGAAGAGGGAUGGUUUCUUGUCUUCUGGGUUUAAGCUGAAGCUGUAAGUAGAACUCCAUUAACAAGAUCAAUAUUAAUGAGAUACAGAACUAGAGUUGAAGAUGAAGUCGGCUGGAUGAUGCAGUGUAGGAAGUUGGCCAGCUAGAGGAGUGGUGAUGAUGGUGAAUAUUUUCAGUUUUGUUUCCCACUCUUCAUUUUGAAGCCCUGGCCCUUUUUUUAUGUAGUGUAGGAAGUUGGCCAAGUAGUUAUUGCUACAUGAACGUUACAUUUACUGAGUAAUCUUCCUUCUUCACUCUGCGUAACAUAGUUAUCAAAUUCGUAUGGAACUUUAUGGUACGAGAUUGAGUACUUGAACGAUUGACUCGAGACCGAAGACAUUAGAUACAUGCCAUUUGUGGAAACUUUCGAUCAGAUGGUAUGGGGGGCGAGAACGAGUACUAGUCAUGUUGUGAGAGUGAGAUACUCGUUACUUAUAACUAUGUAAUCGAGCAACUUGUUGGCGAAUUUCUAAAGUAUGGAUUGAAAAAUAACAAAAUAUCUCAUGCGGG
Linum tenue is the source of this 1765-nucleotide messenger RNA. The record is from the annotation of a GenBank genome assembly. Lineage: Eukaryota; Viridiplantae; Streptophyta; Magnoliopsida; Malpighiales; Linaceae.